Homo sapiens (human) is the source of this 1381-nucleotide messenger RNA. Its product is annotated as leukocyte immunoglobulin-like receptor subfamily B member 3. Bases 191 to 1165 code for a protein of 324 amino acids. The transcript is spliced from 6 exons. NCBI's taxonomy places the organism in Eukaryota, Metazoa, Chordata, Mammalia, Primates, Hominidae. The record is from RefSeq and is a predicted model, not a curated record.
CUCAAAGGCUCAGCUCAGGCCCAGGCCCCCAGGAGAGCUCUCGGCUGGGAUGGACCGAGGGAGGCUGUGAGGGAGGCUUAGCCAGAGGGCACCCAGCCCUCAGAGGGGAGGAGGCCAACAGGGGUUCUCCUAGGCGUGGCCACCCGUUCUCCCCUGCCUGGCAUGCAGAAGGCACCAGGUGGGCAGAGAGAUGGUUCCAGGGAAUCCACUGGGCGGAAGCAGGAGAGUGGGAGUGGAAGGGUGCACUCCAUGGACGGCCCCCGCCCCUCACCCGCCUCCCGUGCUCCUUCCAGGACACUCUGGAGGCUCCAGCCUCCCACCCACAGGGCCGCCCUCCACACCUGGUCUGGGAAGAUACCUGGAGGUUUUGAUUGGGGUCUCGGUGGCCUUCGUCCUGCUGCUCUUCCUCCUCCUCUUCCUCCUCCUCCGACGUCAGCGUCACAGCAAACACAGGACAUCUGACCAGAGAAAGACUGAUUUCCAGCGUCCUGCAGGGGCUGCGGAGACAGAGCCCAAGGACAGGGGCCUGCUGAGGAGGUCCAGCCCAGCUGCUGACGUCCAGGAAGAAAACCUCUGUAAGAGGAAGAGAGGGGACAAAUGGGGGUGCUGGAGAGACAGGAGUCCCAAAAUUUCAGUAGCAACAGGGAGGGGCUGGGAAGGGUCUGGGGCUCCGUGGAAGAUGGUCUUGCCCCACACUGUGGGACCUCCCUGCAUUCGGUGGCCCCAUCUGGGAGCAGGGCAGGGGGCCAGCAGGACUGAGAGGUCUCAGAGAACCAGGAGACGAACCCCUUGCUCUGCCCCAGCAGAUGCUGCCGUGAAGGACACACAGUCUGAGGACAGGGUGGAGCUGGACAGUCAGCAGAGCCCACACGAUGAAGACCCCCAGGCAGUGACGUAUGCCCCGGUGAAACACUCCAGUCCUAGGAGAGAAAUGGCCUCUCCUCCCUCCUCACUGUCUGGGGAAUUCCUGGACACAAAGGACAGACAGGUGGAAGAGGACAGGCAGAUGGACACUGAGGCUGCUGCAUCUGAAGCCUCCCAGGAUGUGACCUACGCCCAGCUGCACAGCUUGACCCUUAGACGGAAGGCAACUGAGCCUCCUCCAUCCCAGGAAGGGGAACCUCCAGCUGAGCCCAGCAUCUACGCCACUCUGGCCAUCCACUAGCCCGGGGGGUACGCAGACCCCACACUCAGCAGAAGGAGACUCAGGACUGCUGAAGGCACGGGAGCUGCCCCCAGUGGACACCAGUGAACCCCAGUCAGCCUGGACCCCUAACACAGACCAUGAGGAGACGCUGGGAACUUGUGGGACUCACCUGACUCAAAGAUGACUAAUAUCGUCCCAUUUUGGAAAUAAAGCAACAGACUUCUCAACAAUCAA